AAACUGUAUCUUAUUGCACCUAAUAUGACGUCCAUGAUUGCUUUGUCAUAGAUACAUUUUCAUGUAUAGAUUCGUCUAAUUAAAAAAACAAACAAAACGUUAUGCUAAAAAUUACAUCAACUGCAAAAUAUAGGAAGUGAAAUAAGUCAUUCUUCCACCGACAAUAAACAAAUAGAUCUAUUACGUAUGUAUUUAAUACAAACCUGUAUUCAGUGUUGAGUGCUCAACGCGUUAGUCGACCGAUCACACGACCUCCAGCGCUGAAUUACGAACGUUCGUUGAAAAAACUCAAUUGAAAGGUUUAGUUAAAAAAUACUAGAAUAUUUUUUUUUAAUUAAUUUAUCAACGAACGACAAUAAUAAUAUGAUGCCUCUACAGUUCCAGAUGUCUAUAUUACGCGCUAUAGCAGUAUUCUUCAGUGUAUUGAUGUUCGUGAGUUUAUGCGGAUCUCAAAUAAUAAUGCCGGGACAAUGCCCAGACGUCAAGGCUAUGGAAAAUUUUGACCCCGCUCGGUAUUUAGGAAAAUGGUAUGAAGCUGAGAAAUAUUUCUUUCUGUUUGAAUUCGGAGGGAAAUGCGUCACGGCCGAUUACAAACUACGAGAUGAUGGAGCCAUUCGGGUUCUUAAUAAACAAAUAGAUAUAUUCUCAGGUAUCCAAAAGGAAAUAAAAGGGGAAGCGACGCAAGUCGGUCGUUCUGACGAAGCCAAGCUGUCAGUCCGGUUCCCUACCCUACCGGUCGAUGUAGCAGCCCCAUAUUGGGUUGUGGAUACCGACUAUGAUAAUUACGCAGUCGUUUGGAGCUGUUAUGAGUUUGGAAUAUUUCACACAGUUAACUCCUGGAUAUUAACGAGACAACAAAAUCCACCAAAAUCUGUAUUGGACGCGGCUUACGACGCGAUCGAUAAGAAUCGAAUCAGCCGAAAAUUCUUCCUGAAGACUGAUCAAAGUGAUUGCACUAAUUUCGACGAAUAAAGACAUAUUUCUGAUUUGUUAAUUUAAGAAUUUUAAUUUAAGUGCCAUCUAUUUGUCAGAUUAAAAAUAUUACGUCGUAGCUUCAAUGCGUUUGGACAUAAGAGAAAUAGUUGUAAGCGAUUGUUCCAAUUGUCAAAUAAUGCUUAAAUACUAAGUGUUGUGGUUUAAAUAGUGUAUACACGUAUAUGCUAAGCAAAUCUAACAAAAUCAUAGAGAGAAUAUUGUUCUGAAAUUGAAUAACCUGGUUAUUCACUGCCAUCUAUUGAGCGUUUAAGUAAAUUUUUGUGUGUUUAUAAAUGAUCUCGACCAUUUUUUCUUUUUCUUACCUAAACUGAGAGCCUUGAGAGGCUACGUCAGCGUAACCUAAGAGCUCACGAGGUUCAAGCUUGACGACAAUGCUAACACUAACCCUAUCGAGAGCAGUGCUUCGCAGAAUCUACCACCGGUUCGGAAAAGCGACCCGCUGAGAAGAUCUGGCGAGAAACUCAGCGAGCUGAUGCAUGGGUUAGGUUACAUGUCGAAAUCUUUGUCGAGUUGGAUGAGUACGGUUACCGGGGUCCCUAAGCCGGCACCCACCUGAGCGGGUAUACAAUAUAACCCUACCACCGCUGUUCUCUAUAGGCUACAGUCACCACGUAACAACAGAUGAUCUGUAGGUUCGUCUGCCUAUUACGUAAAUAAAAAACCAAGAGAGUUCAGCACGAAAUGAAAACGAUUUCUUUAAUUAGACCAAUUAUAAUUUUAUUCUCAACUUAAAUAAAUUAAAGCCUUCACAA
Molecule: messenger RNA, 1748 nt
Organism: Bombyx mori (domestic silkworm)
Lineage: Eukaryota; Metazoa; Arthropoda; Insecta; Lepidoptera; Bombycidae
Product: apolipoprotein D
Exons: 5
Coding region: 364-972 (202 amino acids)
Biological process (GO): lipid metabolic process; response to reactive oxygen species
Cellular component (GO): cytoplasm
Molecular function (GO): pigment binding
Source: RefSeq, a predicted model, not a curated record